Molecule: messenger RNA, 886 nt
Organism: Macadamia integrifolia
Lineage: Eukaryota; Viridiplantae; Streptophyta; Magnoliopsida; Proteales; Proteaceae
Exons: 4
Coding region: 1-729 (242 amino acids)
Source: RefSeq, a predicted model, not a curated record
AUGAGGAUAGAGAGAGGAGGGCAAAAGCAAGUAAAAACUGAGAGACUUGAGAAUUCGGAAGAAAAGGACAAGACCGUUGGAGAACGGCAGAACGCUACCAGUACGGUUGAAUAUCUUGAAGUCAAGCCAUGCUGCGGUGCUGGUGAGUGUUGGUCUAGCGGCUCUUGCUCUAGCCUAAUCAGGGUUUCAAAAAAUCGGUCGAAUCGAAUUGGGAAUUGGCCGAUUGAUCUCGGAAUCGGGUCGGGACCGAUCCUGCUUUCCGCAGUUUCUACUUUCUUAUCAGAAUAUUCCUCAUCUGAAUCGGAAUCGUUCAAGACCGAUUCACCACUGAUUUCUGUUUUUAAAACCCUGAGCCUACCUCCUUUCCUAGACGCCCUGCAAAUAAUCAAACACAGAACUGAUCGUCGUAGACAGCCGGGCGCUGCACGAGACAGACACAGCGAAAGCGAGGGAGAGUGGGGUUUGGCUAUUCCUGCAAAGGGUCGAAAGAUGGGAGCUGAAGAAGAAAAGCAAAGUGAGGUGGUAGUUGAGGAAUCAAGAUCCAGGCCCCAGCCCAUGACGGAGGCGCAGUUCCUCUCAUGGAAACGCCACAAGGAUGCUGAUGAAUCAGCCAGGAAAGCAGAAUCAGCUAGAAAACGUGCAGAAGAUAGAGCUGCAGGGGUAGUGCAAAUGAAUGGUCGGGAACUUUUCUUGCAUGAACCUUGGGUGUUUGACAACGAUCAUUAUUGAUUUGUGUACCCAAGAAAUGUGUUAGAUCACCAGUGUUUCCUGUUACCAAUUUAAAAGUUGAUUGUUAAGAAGUAUUCUAUACACUAUACAGUGUUUGGUAAAUGUAACUCUGAUGGUAUCAACGAUUCAACUUCUAAAUUUUGAGCUGGUCGUGGCA